Lactuca sativa (garden lettuce) is the source of this 777-nucleotide messenger RNA. RefSeq names its product expansin-B15. Gene Ontology annotation, biological process: sexual reproduction. The record is from RefSeq and is a predicted model, not a curated record. Gene Ontology annotation, cellular component: extracellular region. NCBI's taxonomy places the organism in Eukaryota, Viridiplantae, Streptophyta, Magnoliopsida, Asterales, Asteraceae.
AUGGCCUUCAACCUUCAAAACCCUUUUAUCAUUUUCCUUUAUGUGUGUUCAAUUGCUUCUCUUGUUGCAAGCCAUCAACUCUUUGUCAAUGGAGACGGAUAUUCACCUGCUUUAGGGACAUGGUAUGGAGACCCAAGAGGCGCUGGAAGUGGAGGAGCUUGUGGAUGGGCUAAUGAUGUACAAUCUCCUCCAUUCUCAGCCAUGAUAGCAGCAGGAAAUGCAAGGAUUUUUUUGCAAGGCAAAGGAUGUGGAGAUUGUUAUCAGAUUAAAUGCAAUCGAGAGCCAUACUGCUCUAAGAACCCUAUUAGAGUUACAAUAACCGAUGAAUGCCCAGGUGCAUGUAACAAUGUUCCAUUUCAUUUUGAUUUAAGUGGAACUGCUUUUGGUGCAAUGGCGAAUCCAGGACAAGCUGAUAAUCUUCGUAAUCUCGGCCAAGUUGAUAUUCAAUAUCGAAGGGUGCAAUGCUACUAUGGUAGAACAAAGAUCGCUUUCAAGAUUGACGCAAAAACAAACCCUUAUUGGUUUGCAACUGCAAUAGAAUUCGAAGAUAAAGAUGGUGGACUUCGGUCAGUGGAGAUAGCCUCUGCUAAUACGCGACGGUUUGUUCCAAUGAAGAAUAUUUGGGGUGCGGUUUGGCAAGUCGAUGUUAAUCCAUCUCUUCAUGCUCCGUUCUCGUUCAGGCUCGCAUCUCCUUCGGGUUCAGUUGUGGUUGCUACAAAUGUUGUUCCUAUGGGCUUUGUGCCUGGAAAAACUUAUUUCUCACACGUAAACUUUUAG